Molecule: messenger RNA, 952 nt
Organism: Spathaspora passalidarum NRRL Y-27907
Lineage: Eukaryota; Fungi; Ascomycota; Pichiomycetes; Serinales; Debaryomycetaceae
Gene: FGR50
Product: Fgr50p
Exons: 1
Source: RefSeq, a predicted model, not a curated record
CCUCAGUACCAGAAAUUAUGUCAAAAUUAGUAUCUAGAUGGGCCGAUGAUGACUCAUUGGUAGAAGAAGCAAUCAAGCAAGAUUCAAAAGUAAACACUAAACACACUCGGGAGUCUGAUUGGCACAAACCAAUAACAGUCAAAGCUAACGAAGCACUUCCUAGUCGAUGGGCAGAUGCUGAUGAUGAACCAGCACCAGUACCAGAACCUAUUGAGAAGUCGCCUAAGAAAUAUAAUCGAUAUGAGCAACACAAACAAAGAGGAGACUUUGAACACAGAGGUGGAAGGCAGGGAGGACGCGGGGAUUACCCUACGCCCCCUCAUUCUAGACAUUCUGAUGAGAUGAAACAAGGUUCAUAUCCUUCAAAAGCAGACAGGUAUAGUAAUAGACGUCCAGUAAAACGUGAACCAGAACCUGAACAAGAUGAUGAACAGCCAGAAGAGGAUUUGGAUGAUGUUGAAUUAGAGAAGGGGCCAAUGACAGAUGCUGCGAAAGCUUUUGCUGCUCGUUUAGGAAUUUCUGCAGGAGGGUUUGAUAAAGGAUCCACGAAGAAGAAUUCAAAAGAACAAGAGUCUGAUGAAUGGGAAGAUGCAGAUGAGGAAGAGAAGGAGGAGGAUGAGAAGAAGAAAAAACUGCAAGUUAAAGAAAGACAGUCAGCUAAUCCAUUAGCUUCACGUUUGGGCAAGUUAUCGAUAAACGAAAACAAAAAGAAGCCCAAUCAAAGAAAGGAUAUUAAGAAAACACCAUUUAGAACCAAGCAUGACCUUGAAAUAGAAAGAAAGAAAGCCGAAGAAGAAAAAAUGAUUGAACAAGGUAAAGCAGAAUUACUUAAGAUGAUGGAAGAAUUUAAAUCAGGGGAAAUUAAUUGGGCUGAUGAGGAAUAGACAUGGAAUUUAGUUAAUAUGUUGUAUUGUUAUAGUGUAAUUGUAGUUGUAAUAUUAAUCAGCAGCCU